GUGAAUAAGUUGUCGCGGCGCGGGCCUAAACCAGCACACAAAAGUGGAAUACAACAAGUUGAAAAAAAAAACACAAAAACGAAAAAAGCAACAAACACACAAUUGACGGGUAUUCAAGAAAGGAAUAAUGAGCUUGUUGGUAUUACUGAUACGUUGCCACUACCGACGACGGUCCAUUUGCUCUUGUUAAAGAAUUUUGGCUACCAUUAACGUGCAAAGCAAAAAACAAAAAAAAAACAACAACAGGCAAAUAAAAACAGGAAAUCAACCAGAAAUUUUGCAAAAGUAAAAGAAAUUAAAGUUUAAAAUAAAAUACGGCUGGCGCAAAGUGACGAAUAAAAAAGAAUGCAUCAACAAAAGCCAACGAAGCAGAAAUCAACUGGCCACAAAAAACGAUUUCCACUAUUUAUAUGCACAUAUUAACAAAGAAUAUAUAUACAUACAUAGGUAUGUACAAAAAUACAUAUAUUAUUAUAUAUUUUACGCCCGUGUGUGAACCUAACAAAAACUAGAUUUUCAAACAAGUAAACGUAUAACAUAACCACUAUUCCGCCCGUUAAAACCCAGCCAACCGGUCCAAGCCAGCAAACGCAGUCCAUCACAUCAACUCUUAACUCGUUUCAUUCAAUCACCAUUUCAUCCAACUAACCUUCGUCCAAUUGCUAGCCACUAGCUGCCAUUACCGUUUCCCCCACUCAGAACAUUCUCCUUCUGGCGGCAAACCACCAACACAUCUGAUCGCUUGCUGGCCGAUCGUACGAACUUUUCAUAUUCAGCGGCUGGCGGCCUAAACAGCUGUUGGCCGUAUAUCUGUUCCGUCGCAGAGGUGAUUAAAGAGUGCUAAAUGUGCUCGCUGCCCAAGAAUGUAUAGACUGAUCGAAUAGGUGGUAUACUAGCUAAGAGACCAAUAUGCCAACUUACAUAUAUACGAGUGCAUAAAUAGGAUAAAUGUAUGUCUGCAUGUGUGUAAUGAAAAUAAGAACAACAACACAACACAUGGGACCAAAUAUUGUUCUCAAAGUGUUUCAUCAUUGCAAGAAACAAAAAAACAACCAAUUUGAAAAUUCGCAGACUCGAAACAUAGAAAUAACAAGAAAAUAAAACAAAAAAUGCACGAGCUGUUCACAAAAGUACUCUCCAAGCGUGAUCUGUCUCGUGCUGGCGAUUUAUUUUCGGUGCCAGAUUCAGAUAUUGUCAACGAUAUCAGCGAAGUGCUCUCUGACAUCAGUCCGAUUAUCUCACAUUUAGACUAUCUCAAAAACAAUAAUGAUCAAUCGGUGGUGGAGAUUUGCGUUACGCGUGUGCUCUCUUGCAUACGUGAAACGAAAACUGCAGAACGUUACUGCGCCGCAUUGGUAGAUUUGUUGAGAACUUGCUUACUUUGGAAUCUCCAGCCGGCUGGAUCAGGCAAAGAGGAUCCGCCGCAUGCGAAAAUCGCCGCUGAUAUUAUUUCAAGUAUAUUUUUGAACUAUGAUAAGAAGGAAGUGAUGAAAAUCUCACUCCCGGUGGCAGUCCAAUUUCUGCCAAAAGGCAAUCGGGAAUUGUCUCGAAAUUUGGCGAGUUACCUUUCGUUGGCGGCUAUCGAUUAUGCUUACCUGCUUAGUCCGCAUGUGUCAUCAAUUAUGGACUCUAUUAUGGCCGGUAAUUUUGGCUUAUUACGCGUGCUUUCGCAAAUUUACGAAGUCUCCCCGGACGAAGUGUCUCCACAUGCACCACUACUAGUAGCAUUACUGCCACAAUGUGACUCACAAGAAAAAUUAGCAGUGCUUCAACUUUAUUUGCUAAUUGCACAAAAGACACCUGCGGUACUAGAGAGCUGCGUACCACGCCUAUGCGAAUUGUUGUUCGACAAUGAAACUGCCACAAUAACAAUGCAGACUUUACUUAAAAUCUCGGAACAGCGUCCACUACUAAUAGUGGAACAUAGCGAGAAAAUUAAAGCGGCCAGCAAAGCUAACCCAAAUACGAUUUCAUUGGCUGCACAAAUACUCGCUUCGGCCGGACGUACGAAUAAGGUGCAUGCCCAGAACGCACUUGAUUUUGUUUUAGAACACUUGCCACAUGCUGACCGCACAUCACAGACGAAUUUACUGCAAGAAGCUACCAAGCUAUGCUCAUCGUUCCCCGUACUGUUUACCGAUAAGGUGCUCGCUUGCGUUCGCCAGAAGAAUGCACUAAGUCAGCAGAAACUUUCCUCGUCCGACAUUAACAUGGAUGUUAGCAAUAAGACUUCCGGUGGCGUAACAAUCGUAAACCUGAACAGCCCGACUGAUCCACCGCCACCCACACCCACAGCUGCUGCAGCAGUGGUUGCUACAGUACUCAAUACCGUUGCAGGUAAUAGUGGUAAUAAUGCUUCCAAUGCCUCAGCCACAUCAAUACCAAUAACUGGCGAUCCAGCCUCCAGCACUACUACCGUUUCGCUAGCAACGACCACUGCCACGCCUGGGCGCAUGCACAAAAGUAAAAAUAAGAGUCGCAGCAGUCCGAGUAGCCCAAAGGAUAUUAGCCGCAAGGCACUACUCAGCGGCAACUUAAAAAUUUCUACAGCACAAACAACUGCUGGCAACACUAACACAACUGUCAUACACCAGAGUAACAAUGCUGCAGCUAUCGCUGGGGGCGCUCCAGUGCCGCCCACUCCCCCACAUGCCGGCUACACGCGGCGCGUCAAACUCGGCGAUUCGCGCAGCACUGGCCGCCUACAUCCAACCGGAAAUACACAUCGCAGCAUGACACGUCUGAAUGUUGCAGGCGGUUCGGUGGGUGGCCUUCACAAGAGCAUGACGCGACUUAGCUCGUCGCAGCAUAUAAAUCAGAAUGGUGGUUCCAGCUCUAACAAUGCCAACAAUUCGCAAUCGAGCGGUAAUGUAGUAGUGCAAACGAGCACAGGCGCCAGCACAACAACAGUAGGUACGGGAGCCCCACCCAAAACACCAACCAGCCCCAGCAGUCCAGGUUAUGUGACGCCUGUACCGCCUUUGAGCAAUAAUGUCAUUAUUACGGGUCACAACAAAUGGGGUAUUCCUUCGACACAAGUCACAUCGGGUGGCGUCACAGUGACCACAUCGCCCACUAAAGUAAGGCCACAUUCGCAAGGUCCCACUACGUUGCUCAACUCGAGCACUGCGUUGCUAAAAUAUAGCACUGAUGCACUAAAUCAAUCAAUUGGUUCCAUUUCCAUACCACAAAAUCCAGUAUCAGUGCAUCACGCAUCGCCAGCAUUGCCUCAACAGAAUAACGGUAAUCAAAAGUCUGUCAUGAAGCUGCCCGUGAACGGAAAUAGUACACACGAAGUGAUCGUCUCCGGCCCAACAACCAACAUGACGCCACGUCGAAACAACAACAACACCAGCCGUACACUACUCAACGCAAAUAAUAGUUGCAUUUUGGAUCAACGUAUGAGCACAUUUGAGCCUUAUCAGAUCAUGCGUGACCCGGUGCAGCAAUUUUGCGAAAAGCACUUCGGUUCGAUUAAAUCGUACAUGGAUGAGGUGUCACAGUCGCUACCACCGCCAACACGCUGUAGCAUUGAAGUUUCGAAUGAAUUUGCAGAGCGUCGCACCAAAAAGGUAGCUAAACUGCAUUUUGCUUGCCAGAUACGUGGCCCACAUUGUAUGUACUCGAAGACCUGCUUUACGAUGCGCACGCGGAACCCUAAAACCUGGAUACAUUUAAUGUUUUUGGAUUUUCAAGUGCGCCAUUAUGUAAAAGAAAAAUCCGUAUUAAGCACACGGGAACCCGGUAUUAGUAAUUUAAAAAAUAUUUGGCAAAUACUCAAGUGCGAGAAUCGCAGCUUCACUGAAUUGGUUACCUGCCAAUUUCCGAAUGCAAAGGAUCGUGAAAUUCUCGUCAACGAAUUGCGUCACUCUGGCUUCUUAGACGUUUUUGAAGUAUCCAAAACGGACACAACCAAUCCAAAUUGCAAUGAGUUGGAAUACCAGUGGGGCUGUUUGCUGUGUAAUCACCCCGAUAAAGCAGUUGGCUUUCUCAAUGGCAGCAAUCAGCCGAUGAUUGAAGGUCAGCUGAAAGAGAAAAAAGGAAAAUGGCGCCUGUUUCGACGUUGGCGCACAAGAUAUUUUACGCUCUCUGGCGCACAUUUAUCCUGUAAAGGAUCGAGCGGUGGCGAAAGCAUUGACGUGAAUCAAAUACGAUCCGUUAAGGUAUCACGUGGUGCACGUAACAUACCUAAAGCAUUCGAGAUUUUCACCGCCGAUCAGACAUUAAUACUCAAACCCAAGGAUGGAAAAAAUGCCGAGGAAUGGGUGCAAUGCCUAAGCAUUGUGGUGGCGCAUUCGCAAGCCCGUGAUAACCCCACUGCGAAAACAAACAGUCUGCCUGCACGCGGCAUAGGCAGCAGCAAGCCAUCGUUCUAGACAAAAAAAAAAACAAAAAAAACAGAAAUGAAUAGAGAUUUUUUUAUUUAAACAUAA
Molecule: messenger RNA, 4433 nt
Organism: Anastrepha obliqua
Lineage: Eukaryota; Metazoa; Arthropoda; Insecta; Diptera; Tephritidae
Gene: melt
Product: protein melted
Exons: 15
Coding region: 1110-4376 (1088 amino acids)
Biological process (GO): regulation of signal transduction
Cellular component (GO): plasma membrane
Molecular function (GO): phosphatidylinositol-5-phosphate binding
Source: RefSeq, a predicted model, not a curated record